AUGAAUGGCCCAAGACAAGCUUUUGCCAAAGCCAAGCACGUCCUCAGUACCAGCCCAGCCACUCGAUCCCUCACCAGAACGAAACAAUUCCAUGCCCACACCAUCACAUCAGGCCUUCUCUCACAGCAAGUCCACGCAAACCUUGCAAGGUUGUAUGCUUUAUGUAGUCACGUUCCAUAUGCACGCAAACUGUUCGAUGAAUUGCCCGACCGGAGCUCAUUUUUAUACAAUACGGUGAUAAGAAUGUAUGUAUGCAAUGGCUUACCCUAUGAGGCACUUAACGUGUUUUCUCAGAUGCUGGCCCUAGGGCAGAGCUGCCCGGAUACAUUUACGUAUCCUGUUGUUAUUAAGGCAUGUAGUGACUUGUCUUUGGUUGAUGUUGGUGUUGUCAUUCAUGGAAAAACAGUGGUUUGUGGGUUUCAUUUGGAUGUGUUUGUUCAGAACACUUUUCUGGCGAUGUAUAUGAGUUGUGGGCAGAAGGAAUCGGCAAAAAGGGUUUUUGAUGCAAUGCAGGAACGAAGUGUUGUGUCUUGGAAUACCAUGAUCAGUGGCUACUUUCGAAAUGGGUGUGCCAAGGAAGCUUUGAAUGUUUUUGAUUGGAUGAUGAAUGUGGGUGUGGAGCCGGAUUGUGCCACUGUGGUUUCUGUGUUGCCAGCUAUUGGUUACUUGAAGGCAAUGGUGUUGGGAAGACGAGUUCAUGCCUUUGUGGAAGAGAAGGGUUUGGGGAAGAUGAUUACGCUGUGGAAUGCAUUGGUGGAUAUGUAUGUAAAGUGUGGUAGCAUGAGUGAGGCACGAUCAGUUUUUGAUAACAUGGCUGAGAGAGACGUCGUGACAUGGACAACUAUGAUCAAUGGGUACAUUUUGAAUGGUGAUGCAAGAGGUGCACUGGGGCUUUGUUGGUUGAUGCAGUGUGCGGGUGUAAAACCCAAUUCCGUAACAAUAGCUUCUCUUCUUUCGGCCUGUGGGAGUUUGCAUCUGUCAAAGCAUGGACGGUGCUUGCACGGCUGGGCUAUUAGGCAAAAGCUUGAAUCUGAUGUUAUAGUGGAGACUGCUUUAAUUGACAUGUAUUCAAAAAGCAAUUGUGUUGACCACAGCUUUCAAGUGUUUGCACACACUUCAAAAAAGAGAACGGUUCCCUGGAAUGCAAUGAUCUCUGGCUGCAUUCAUAAUAGGCUUGGGAGAGAAGCGAUAGGACUUUUCAAACAGAUGCUCGUGGAAGCAGUACAGCCCAAUGAAGCAACGAUGAACAGUCUCCUUCCUGCAUAUUCCAUUCUUGUUGAUUUUCAUCAAGCAAUGAAUAUACAUGGUUACCUAAUAAGAUCUGGUUUUCUUUCAUGUAUUGAAGUUGCUACUGGUUUGAUUGAUUCAUAUUCGAAGUGUGGAAAUUUAGCAUAUGCUCACCAGAUUUUUAAUGAAAUCCCAGAAAAGGACAGGGAUAUUAUCCUAUGGAGUGUGAUAAUAGCUGGUUAUGGAAUGCAUGGCCAUGGUGAGGUUGCUGUUUCACUUUUCUAUCAGAUGGUUCAAUCUGGGGUGAGACCAAAUGAUGUCACUUUUACCUCUGUUCUUCAUGCUUGCAGCCAUGCCGGUUUGGUUGAUGAAGGCUUGGGAUUGUUCAGGUUCAUGCUUGAAGAUCGGAAAGCGAGUCCUCAGGCUGAUCACUACACAUGCAUUGUUGAUCUUCUUGGUCGAGCAGGUCGGUUAGUUGAAGCUUAUGAUCUGAUUAGAACAAUGCCGUUUCAGCCUAACCAUGCUAUUUGGGGUGCACUACUUGGUGCCUGUGUGAUACAUGAGAAUGUUGAACUGGGAGAGGUGGCUGCUAAGUGGCUGUUUGAGCUUGAGCCAGAAAAUACAGGAAAUUAUGUGUUGAUGGCUAAAAUCUAUGCUGCAGUGGGAAGGUGGAAAGAUGCAGAAAACCUGAGACAUAUGAUGAACGAAAUAGGGUUAAGAAAAACACCAGCUCACAGUCUGGUUGAGGUCAGAAAUAUGUAA
Prunus armeniaca (apricot) is the source of this 1989-nucleotide messenger RNA. Lineage: Eukaryota; Viridiplantae; Streptophyta; Magnoliopsida; Rosales; Rosaceae. The record is from the annotation of a GenBank genome assembly.